Molecule: messenger RNA, 850 nt
Organism: Arabidopsis lyrata subsp. lyrata
Lineage: Eukaryota; Viridiplantae; Streptophyta; Magnoliopsida; Brassicales; Brassicaceae
Exons: 5
Coding region: 191-826 (211 amino acids)
Source: RefSeq, a predicted model, not a curated record
GACUUCUUUAUUAAUAAAGACAGGAACUAUUGCCAAAUGGCAAGUGAAAACUAUUAAUAGUAGUUGUAUUAUUUGACCCUCCAAAAAAACAACAUUAAAUCCUUUUUAUAUGGUUAACGUAACAUAAUAUAAUAUCACUAACGAAACAUAAAAACUUUAACAAAUUGGAAGGACUUACAUUGUGAUUUCAAUGGAUAUUUUUGUGAGUUUUGUUGUGUUUAUAGUUUCAAUGUUAUCUGUCGAAUCUACUAUACAUAUGAAAUCCAUCAAGUUGAGUGAAAAUGUUAUUUACGACUGCGUGGAUAUUUAUAAGCAACCAUCUCUUAGUCAUCCAUUGCUCAAACAUCAUAAUAUUCAGAUGAAACCAACCGGAUGGGAUUCUCAAUCAGAGAAUAAAUUCGCAGACAGAAAACACAAAAACAAAAUAGAAUGUCCAAAUGGAACCGUUCCUAUUUUAAGAACUAAGAAAAAACAUGUCAUACAAUCUCAAGGAUACCCCAUCAAUAAUUUUACCGUUCUUACAGCUAAAUAUCCAGGUACCCAUAUUGCGGGAAUGAAGAUAGUAGGAAAACAUAAUUACAGAGGCGUAGAAGCAGGGCUAAGGACUUAUAACUUGAUAAUUGAUAAAAAUCAAAGUACAAGUGCUCAAGCUUAUGUAGCCACUGCCUCCAAUGAUGAUGCCAAUUCUAUUCAAGUUGGAUGGAUGAUCAAUGAACAACUAUUUGCGUUUGCCGCAACUACUUGCGUUUGCCGCAGCGUUACGCCGCAGCUACUUGCGUCAACCAAACGAACAUUCAUCUAUGCGGCGACGAAACGAACAGCCUAAAUAUUUGAGAAUCUUAGUAAGAGU